Molecule: messenger RNA, 1653 nt
Organism: Clarias gariepinus (North African catfish)
Lineage: Eukaryota; Metazoa; Chordata; Actinopteri; Siluriformes; Clariidae
Product: MICOS complex subunit MIC27-like
Exons: 9
Coding region: 68-1063 (331 amino acids)
Biological process (GO): cristae formation
Cellular component (GO): MICOS complex
Source: RefSeq, a predicted model, not a curated record
ACAGCAGCAGCAGAAGAAGCAGUUGCACCGCAGUUUUCUGGAUUGUAAAUUUACAGUAAGGAGACGCAUGAUGUCCAAGGUGGUGAAGGUAGUGGCCGUGCCUGUAAUGCUGGGAUUCGCUUCGAUGCGCGUCUACUGCAUGAGUGAAGAUAAAACGGAAGUACUUCUCUCACCUCAGCAGCUCUCAAUUUACUCAACCCUGCCACAGGAGAGGCUCCACUAUUCAGAAGAACAACCAGGAACUCUCCAGAGUAGUCUUGGUAAAAUUAGAGGGAGACUUCAGUCUUGUUUGCGGAAAAUGGAAAGUGCUUAUGUAUCAGUUAAAGUGACAGCUGUGAACCUUUACCAUGGUGGAGAAGAUGUGUACCACUUCCUUAAAGACCCUCCCUCUGGAUUUAUCCCUAGACUUUCUGUAAUUGCAGUGUCUGGCCUCACUGGUGUGAUUCUUGCAAGAAAAGGGUCAUACCUAAAGAGACUGGGACUGCCAGUGAGUUUGACCUCUGCAGCAUUUGCUGUGUGUUACCCUGUACAGGGUAUAGCCAUGCUCAAGGUAAGUGGCAAGAAGAUAUGUGCAACCUCACAGUGGACAAGCUCAACCAUUGCAUUGCUGUGGAAACAUGAUUCCCUGCCAGAUGUGCCUGCUAGUUUAGAGUCAAUACCAUCACCUGAAACUGUGGCAAAUACUCAGGCCGUCCCAGUCAAUGAAUUGCCUCAAACUACAGGAACAGAGGAUAUCUUCCAUGAGGCUCAACAUCCAUCAGAGUCCAGGUCUAGCUUCAUUCCUGAUGAUAAUGAUUGCGUCCCGGCAUCAUUUUCUGUUCCACAAAGCAGCAUUUACUCUGAUGGUGAUGAACUCUCAAGGGUGAAUGUUGAGGAAAAACUGUCCACAGCAUCAUCCCUACAUGCUGAGAGCCAACCAGAGAUGCCACUUUCACAGUCCUCAGGAGUGCUCCAGACUCACACAGCUAUCCUGGAGAGGCAGAAGCAUGAAGCAGAUCUUAACCUAAUGGACUUUGGACAGUCUUCCCCAGAAGACGCUGACCUUUAUAGCACACGCAGCUGAGCAGGGCAACAGCAAAACUAACCAUUCAUUUCUUCAGCAGAUUCACUUCGUCAUUUAUUGUCUACCCAAAUCCAAUUUUAGCAACUUGUUACAGAUGUAAUUUAUCAAAGUUUAAUUCCAGUAAUGAACAUUGUAACAGGCAGUACUGAUGUUUAAAAACAGGUGGUAUAGUUUGACUCCCUAAAUGGCAACAUUUGUUGCUGGAAACAUUUUCAAUAGUAUCUGUUAUUCCCAAGCACUGCUAAAAAAGAUGUAAAUGAUUUAACUUUUAAAAUGAAACACUGGUUGGUAAAUAAGAUUUUUUUUUUUGUAAAUAAUUAUUUAGUGAUGUACAAAUGUAAUUAACUGAUCUUAGGUCAAUAUAAAAAUCUCUCUCAUGUGUCCAUUGAUAACAUAGCCCUUGCUUGCAGUUUGUUACUCAUAGACAGUCCCCUUGAAAAGUAUUUUAACAUCAUUUGUCCUGUUUUUGCUAUACAGUACAUUAAAACAUUUGGGUUCGGGACUAAAAGAUAAAUAGGGGACAAAAAUGUGUAGUUUGUGUAGUCUGUGUAAUCUAAACGCUAAUGGAUAAAAAUGCACAAGCAAAAUAA